This is a messenger RNA of Bursaphelenchus xylophilus (pine wood nematode), 962 nucleotides long. NCBI's taxonomy places the organism in Eukaryota, Metazoa, Nematoda, Chromadorea, Rhabditida, Aphelenchoididae. The record is from the annotation of a GenBank genome assembly.
AUGCGUGACAAAGAUAUUUCUGGUUAUGAUGGUCAACACGAGGCAGCGCUGACAGAAAGCCAAGUAAUCGAACUGUGGGAAUCUCAGUACUGUUUGAGCAGAGAACAAGCCGUCAUGGUGGAGCCGGAUGAUGUAGGUUUAUUUUAAUAUCACGACAUUUAUAAUCAAAAAUUACUUUUGUUUCAUUUCAGAGGUUCCAAUACCUGCUCUAUGCAACCAUGAUGAUAGUUUUGAUACUCGGAUUUUUUGCUGUAUCAGCGAAUGGAAUGGAGCAAGUGUUGAAGUCGAAGAAACGUGCAGGGAAGUGUGCCGCGGCCAACAUGAGACUAUCCUUCAACUAUAUGGAAACACGGAGGAAAAAGAAAAUCGAACUCGAGGAACAGGCAAACAAAGGUGAGCAAGACUUAAAAUAGGGCCGUUAAUUUCACAGAAUUUUUCAAAAUGACGCAAUUUGUCAAAUUGUCUUAAUUUUGGACAAAUUACAUAUAUAACAUUGCACAAUAUUGCGCAAAGUUCUCUUAUCUGAGCGAUAGGGGCAUCAUUGUAUGUAAAUCUCUCAAACGCAAGCCAGGAACAGAUUAUGGUGAACAUUGUUCAUAUUAGUCUGUCAUUAAAAUAGUGGUGGUUCGUCGCAACGGCUAGCCGCAGCUGGAACUUUGGCGCGCGACUGCGGCCUUUUUUCGACGACGCGAAACAUUUUGCUGCGACGACUCCCACUAUUUUUCCGACAGAUUGAUACUGUCUAUAUAUUAGUCGCAAUAUAUAGAUAUUACAUUUUUUCUUUCCUUCUGCCAGACAUUGUCUAUUUAUUGGAUAUUUAGUUUCAUUUUUUCUAAAUGUCAUCAAAAUCUGACAUAUUUUUUGUUAUUCAUCCAACUGUUUCUAAUGGAAAUUUUUGAUUUUCAGGGAAGAAAUUCAUCGAUGACAAUGAGGAAAGGGAUCCCACAAAAUACGAGACGUGA